CAAACAUCGAGCUAAUAAGCAUAUACCCUAAUUACAGUAAUGUAUUGUUUCGAUUACCGGCGAAAUUAUGCCAACGAAAAAUAUUGUCAAUUAAUCAAAUUUACCUUUUUUAUCGAGCCAAUAGGACGCGCAUAUGUGUAAAUGCCAUCUCGGUCUGGGAUACAAGAAAGUAAUUGUUUGGCGCUGAUAAGGGAUAUUUCAGAUCCCCUUCACAACCACUAGGCAAACAGAGCCAGAUAUACUUAUUUGCUGUCAGUAUAUUCGUUGUAUCAAUGAAGUAAACACUAAAAUCGUUUAAAAUGUACCAUAAGGCCUUUAUCAUACUGAUACUGUGUAGUUUGUACCCUGUGAAUUCGGAGGUAGAGAAUAUUUGUGACUCGGAUGUAUGUGCUCAAGUAUGUGAACCAACAGAGAAUUCUUUCAAAUGUAGCUGCUUCAAAGGUUACAUAUUAAUGGAAGAUGGAAUAUCAUGCAAACCACAAAAAAGGGCAUUAAAGAAAGGUGGGAGGUGUGAGCAGAACAACCCAUGCGAUCAUGAUUGUACUGAUACAGGAACAGCCAUAAAAUGCUCUUGUAGACAAGGCUACAAAUUAGGGGAAGACGAAAGGACAUGUAAAGAUAUCGAUGAAUGUGCUAUGCAUAUCCACGAAUGUACGGCCGCAGAAGAAUGUAUCAACGAAGUCGGCUCAUACUCGUGCUACGAUGCUUCUGAAGUUUUAGGAGAGAACGAAGACACCGAUUUCGACAAAAAGUGUCCACCUGGCUACAAGUUUGACUUGGAAAAGGAAACGUGUGAUGAUAUCAAUGAAUGUCAAUUUGAACUUAUGUGUGUGCAACCAAAAUCUUGUAAAAACACGAUAGGCUCCUUCAUUUGCGAAGAGGAUACGCCCCAAUGUCCUCCAGGAUUUUACUACAAAACAGAAACGAAGCACUGUGAAGAUAUCGACGAAUGCAAAGGAGAUGAACAAUUGUGCAAAGAAAACGAGAAAUGUCUGAAUCAACCUGGAGGCUAUACGUGUAUCAAGAUAACAACAACCACUGAGGCUCCAACAACAACAACCCAGGCCACCACGACCACGACAAAGAGGCCUCCAGUUAAGUGCCCUGUGGGAUACAAAUUCGUGGAGGAGAGAUACGCUUGUGAAGAUAUAAACGAAUGCUCAACCGGAAUGCAUACUUGUGAUGUGGCAGAAAGAUGCGACAACACCAUUGGUUCCUAUCACUGCUCAAGAAUAUACGGAUGUGGAACAGGCUAUACUUUGAACCUCCAUAACGGUCUUUGCGAAGAUCACGAUGAGUGUCAGUUGGGUACCCACAACUGCAAUAAUUUGGGCCCCAACUUCAGAUGCAGAAACAUCGCUGGAUCCUACAGAUGCGAACCAGUCAGGUUAAGGCCUUCGGGUAACACAACUACAACAUCUACAUCUACCAAACCCACUACAAAGAUAACCACAAGCACCACAAAUCCAACACCAUCAACAACAAGCACUACAACCACAACAGAGAGCAUAGGAAUGACUUCCUCCAAAGCUCACUUCCAACCUUCUGUCUUCAGACAAUACCCCCAGAUACCUCCUAGGCCAGUUUACCCGCAGUACCCACAACCAGUUCCUCCAAUACCCCCCAGACCGGUUUACCACCCGACCCCUGUGGUCACUCCUCAAAGGCCCGUCUACCCUCAAUCUACACCUUCUACAUAUCCGAGUACAACCCGGUCUUCUUCACAGACGUUUCCGUCGAUAGUUUUUCAACCUCCUCCAAGUACGCCCUCCGUACUUCCAAAGUACGUUCCAAGACAGUCGGUGCCAGUGCCCAUUCCCAGUAGGCCAGCUUCUCCUCAUCCAGUUACUCCAUACUAUAAUGUGAUCAGUGGCCAAAGCGUGAUCAGUGGACAACUGAAGAAGUGUCUCCGAGGAUACCGGAUGAAUUUGAAGGGAGAAUGUGAAGAUAUCAACGAAUGUGACAGUAAUCCAUGCAGUAAACAUGAAAAAUGCAUCAACUUCAACGGUGGGUUCCAAUGUGCCCCUCCAAUAAUCCAAUGUAAGAGAGGCAUGGAGUUGAACGAAGCAGGAGACCAAUGUGUUGAUAUUAACGAAUGCACAAGAAAUCUGCACAAAUGCAACCCAUCUCAAAUUUGCAAGAACUACCCAGGAUACUACACCUGUGAGUGUCCACCAGGGCAUCACCUGAAAGGAGAUAGAUGUGAGGAUAUUGACGAAUGCAAAAUUUUCAGACCAUGUGGCACAUAUGCGAACUGCAUCAACACUAAGGGCUCAUACAAAUGUGAAUGUAAGGAAGGAUUUAGAGAGACUAACAACAGUUGUGAAGAUAUUGACGAAUGUGCAGCAGAUUUUGGCUUGUGCGAGCACAAGUGCGUGAACACAUGGGGUUCCUAUAGGUGCAGUUGCAGUCCAGGUUUCACCUUGAAUGCAGACAACAGAACCUGCACAGAUGUGGAUGAAUGCGAAAGGUUCAAAGACAAGCGGCUAUGCAUUGGAACAUGUGUCAACAUUCCUGGUAGCUAUAAAUGCCAGUGUCCCAAAGGCUACAAGCUCGGAAGUGACAACAGGGUUUGCUUAGAUAUUGACGAAUGUGAGCAGAGCAACGUAUGUCUUUCAGAAGAAGUAUGUCUCAAUACUAGAGGAAGCUUCAAGUGUUACUCCAUUAAAUGCCCAGAAAACUAUAUCAAAGACGUUGAACACAAAGCGAGGUGCAAAAGAAUGCAAACGGCUUGUGACCCGAGAGAGUGGAACUGCCAGCUAAUGCCAGAACAGUACACCUACCAAUACAUAACCUUGGUGUCGAAUCUUCCACUGACACACGGAAAGAUCCAACUCUUCCAAAUCAAAGGACCCCAGUGGAACUUUACAAGAGCCGAAUUUUCGAUGAAGCUACUAGACGUCAUCUGCCCCUUUGGAGUUGAGAAAGUAAAUGACGUGUUUUUCCACAAAAUGACAGAUCAGCACACUAUGUCUCUGUACUUGGUUAGGUCCAUUCAAGGGCCACAAGAGAUCAAACUCCAGAUUGAAAUGAGAUUGUACAAAGGAAACGCCGUUCUUGGGAACGCUGUUGUGUAUAUCAUCAUUGUGGUAUCGGAGUAUCCAUUUUAGAUAGGACUGAGUAUGCCCCAGGGCAACUAACUACUUAUUGAGAAGCUGAAAAUUGAAACAAGCUGUCGGUUUACUCUAGCUGAUGUUUUGAAUAAUUUAUAUUUUGCAAACAUUUAUUGUAAAAAAGGUGAACCGUUCUGCACUAGUGUGAAGGAGACCGGUUUUGAAGAAGGAUAAGCAAAAUUUGACAUUUCUUAUUCAACAUUUUAGUGCAACAAAAAAUUAAUACCAAAUGUGUAAUCAGAAUCACAAUAAAUAGUAUCUCAAAGCCUGUGUCCAAAUUUCUUUAAAUUAUACAGCCGUGUACAGACCGAAAAUUUAACAUCAAGCAAACGAAUGCAAGCACUUGUGACGUUGGCGUUUGUUGUUGGAAGGUAUUGGACCACGUUGGGGUAAGUUCGGUGCUAACAAGACAAACGACUAGACUGUAAAGCGCAACAAAUCCUGUCCAGACUAAAUCAAACCUCCCUUUGAUGUACCGAUCAAGGAGCGAACGCAAUCGAACACCUACGCCGACAUUGGAAACCAAACCAAAUCUGUAACCACAUAUGCCUUGGCUUGCAUUGGAAUCUAGGUCUGUACGCGGCUUAACCGAUUUCCCGAGUAUUUUUUGUAGGAACUUGAAUUGCUUUUUGUGAUAUAUACGUAUCCGAUAAGUUGUCAUUUUAUCCUGGGACGCCUUGUAUUGUCCCAUCAGCUUGUUACAAUUUUUAUAGGUACAAAUAGGUUUUCGUAAUACAUGUAGAGGAGAUAGUUGUUAUUAUAGAUAAGCGUCAUUUUUGUAUACAAUAACAAUAUUGACAUUUUUCCAAGGUGCCAGACAGUGGUGGAUUCCUCGGUUAUUAUUCAAUUGUAUCACAAGUUGAAUUAGAGAUUAAUAUAUUGUUAUAUGUAUAGCAUUGUAAUAAAUACAAUGACAAUAAAUGACAUAACAUAGUUCUGAAUCAACUUAUAUUAUAGGUACUGAAACAGUUCCAGAAUACCCAUAAAAACAUUCCAUUUAUAAUAAUCAUUUUAAAAAAUGCAAACAUCAAACUUUAAUACCACUUAUAUUUUUAAUGGUAUGACUAUAUGGCAAUGAACGUACACACAUGGAAUGUCAUUUGGAAUCCAAAUAGUAAACGUGAUCUAACAUUAUGUAAAUAAUAUACUAAAGAAUAGUUGAAAAUAAUAGGGCAGAUGCUUUUCUCAAUCUCGAUUUUUUUACUUGGCGAACGACUUCAAUUUGCAGACGACUUCCUCUUCAGCGUUCUUCAUUUUUAAAUGGCCAAUACUCCCCACCACUUUUUUGAGCAGGUGAUUUCGAAUUAAUUAUAUGAAAAUAAUCUUAGAAAUAUCUCCCAGAUCCGCCCCUGAUGAUAUCCGCACCCUUCACUCAACUAGUCAGUUAACCGAUCCAAAUUCCACCUUUCACCUUCCAUCAUAAAAGAUAAUUUAUUCUAAGCUCAUAAAAAUACAAUGUUUAUCAGAGAUUAAUAACUAGAAAGUGAUCGAAAAAUUGUUUUAAAGUGUCAUCAAGGACGUCAAAUUUGUUUUAUUAUAUUACGUAUUCAAUAAAACGCCUAUAAUCAGAUUUAUCACCUGAGAACAGUCGAACAGAGUAUAUUUGUCUAUAAAUAAUACUUCAUUCUCAUUUGUCUGUCAUGUACAAGAAAAUGACUGAUAUGCUUAAAACCGGUCCUGUCACCAAAAUUUGAACGAAAGACACUCACUUGAUUGGUUGAAAUUACUUCUUUAAAAUUACAGUAUGGAUACCUAACGGCAAUAACGAAAAUUCGGCUUAUCUUUAUUGGCAAGACAUGUUUAAUCGUUUGGCAAUACAAGUAACUGUGUGGUAGAAUUUGAAAACGAUCACGUCCAUAUGUAUACAGGGUGACUUCGAAGUUGAGUCAUUUAUUUUAACAGUCAG
Messenger RNA from Acanthoscelides obtectus, 5019 nucleotides. The record is from the annotation of a GenBank genome assembly. NCBI's taxonomy places the organism in Eukaryota, Metazoa, Arthropoda, Insecta, Coleoptera, Chrysomelidae.